Sycon ciliatum is the source of this 3262-nucleotide messenger RNA. Its product is annotated as hornerin-like. The record is from RefSeq and is a predicted model, not a curated record. NCBI's taxonomy places the organism in Eukaryota, Metazoa, Porifera, Calcarea, Leucosolenida, Sycettidae. The coding region runs from base 246 to 2450 and encodes 734 amino acids. The transcript has 7 exons.
UACAAGCGCAUGAAUCGCGUUGAGAUUUUGACCAAAGCCAAGGACGCACGACAUAAACACAGAGUCUUGUCGCUGCAGGAAAGGAUUGUUUUGCCCUGCAGCGGUGUAGCUAGCUUUCUCGCUCCGACGCUCGGUUCAUUCAGCGGCGUGCCACCAGAGAGAGAGAGAGCUUCCGUUCACAGGAAUGAUUUGAAUCUCUUGCAAAUGCUCGAAGGUCUGAAGAAGCUUGGUGGCUCCUUGAGAAGAUGGCCUCCGCUCUCCCCCCGUUGGCCCCUCCUGGCGCCCUGCCUCUGUUGGCAAACCGCGGAUCGACAAUGACGGGUGAAAACACAGACUCGCUACCCCGGCCAACUGGUGAAGGUCGACCAGAGAGAAAGGCACGCCAUAUCAGGUCUGCAGCUCCUCGACUGGCCGCGCGGAACCCUCUGUCUGACCUGGGUCAGAGAUUUCACCGAGUAGUGCCAGCAAGCCGGAGUGGUGGCCUCACAGCGGGGACAGCUACAACUGGCCAGACAAGUGCAGCGUCAGGAAGUAGUACAACCCUUCCUUCGGCACACCGGCGAGAAUCAAGAUGGCGCAGCAGUCAACCAGCAGCUACAGGCAGCGGCGGUGCCAUUGGCCUGGCACGACCCCAGUCCAGCCAAGCCAGACCAAGCAGUGCAAUGAAAAGCUCAGGCAUGGAGCGCAGAAGAAGCAUCUCGGCACCCGGAGCCCUACACCAGGAUGAGGCUGAACCGUAUGAGCUGCCACGUAUCCGCAAGGAGAGAGUCAGCUCGGCCAUGCCUCGCUUAUCAACCGGGAGCACAUUUCGGCCAAACUCAUUGUCACUAUCGCGACCAACCUCUGCAUCAGGACGGUCCAGACCGUCACCCACAAGUACCAACCAGAUAUUUGAAACACUCCUGGAAGAAGACUUUGAUGAACUCAGUGAGGAAGCAUUCCUGGCUGAUAUGACAGAGGAGGAAUUCGAAGAAUGGAUCACAGCGCAGGAGAGGGGAGAUCGCGCGAAGAUUGCACAACUGCGCCGCCUUCUAAUUAUCAAGAAGCUCGGCAUCGACACACGUGACACCAUGCCUGACUGGAACUCCGGCGUGAUUGCGAUACCGGAUUUCCACUGCGAGCAUUGUAGGAAUCACUGGCUGCGACAUCACAAGCUACCCGACGAGUGCCCUGAAGAGCGGCGUAAGCGACUAUCUGCCGAGGCGGAGGAGCAACGUCGUAGGAGAGGCAGUGCAAGGCAUAAGCGCCGCUCAAAACGCUCAAACACAUUCGGAGACGAGAAUGAGUAUGAGUACGAAGAGUAUGUGGCAGAGGACGGUACUGUAAAGCGGAGGAGAAAGAAGCGCAGUGGCGGUGCAGGUCUUGACGGAGAAUAUGACGACGGCAGCGGUGGCUUGGGUGGUGCUAGUGGACAGCGACAUAACAGUGGUGGAGCUGGCAGUGGUGGUCGUGGCAGUAGCCUUGGACACAGCAUUGCCGAAGGUGAUGAAAGCGAUGGUGCUGGUGGCGGCAUAGGUGGUACCGGCAGAUCUAAGGGUACUCACAGCGGGAGAGACGGCAACCCUGACAACAUGCCUGGAUUGGACAGUGCAGCUCUGGGACAAGAUCAGUUCAUCGGAGCUGACGGCAAGCUCUACACAGCUGGAAAUGUUUCUGGUGACUUUCAAACGGACAACAUACCCGGAUAUGGACAAGGGCAAACCGGUAGCGGAGCAGGUCUCGGCUUGGACGGCAGCCUUGGUGGUCUGGGUAAUUCUGGAUCCCGAGCAGGCUCAGGCAGCCGUGACUCUAGCGCAGCUGGCCUUGGAUCAGACUUUGGACAGAAGCUAAGUCUUGGUGCAGGUGCUGGUUCGGGUAGUCGUGACGGCACUCGCGGAGGUCCUGCGGGAGCAGGGCGUGGCCAGUCUGGUGAUUGCAGUGGUCUCCAUGGUGAUGGACUCCAUGAUCCCUUCGGCAAAGGCGACAGAGGUGGGCUGAACUCCGGCUACGGCGAGGAGGGAGACACAGACUCGGACAGCAGCGUUUCCACUGCCGUCGGAACUGGGAGCCGACGACGUUACGGACGAAACCGUGGAAACACCAAUGAUGUGCCUGCAGGGGCAUGCCAAGACGGCGUGCAACAUGGACGGAGGAGUCGGCGAGGAAGUGUCAUUGGUGAUACCGCCCAGAAGGACGGGGUCAGCGGCGAUGGAGUAAAUGAUUCCAAGGCCAACUGCGGAUUCCUGGACGAAGAUGAAGAUGGAAGAUAUGGUGGGAAGGGUGGUCAGUUUGGCAAGCGGUUUCACCAACGCACGCCGAGCAAAUCAGGGGAGGGAAAGGGGCGCCAAGAACCGGAGUACCUGUCACGCGACCUGCAACUGGAGAACAUCCGCAGCCUAUUCUCCAAGGCCUGGUCCUUCUCCUACUUUCCGGGGAAAGUGGACGUGGAUGACAGCGGAGAUGAGUCAUGAGUAUUACUCAUUGCUGCAGACUAGCAGGGUAUGGGCCGGUGUGUGUAAACAUCUCCCUGCCUGCUGCUUGCUUGCUGGCUGGGUAUGGAUGUGCAGACACCUGUCUGCUUGCUAAACUUGGUAUGGGUGGACGGACACCUGCCUGCUGAUUGGGUAUGAGGAUAUGUCUGGCAUGUCCUCAUAUCCAGCUUUCUCGUCUAUGUCAAUCUAUGUUUAUUGACACGGGUCGAGACACACACGAACGCUGCUGAUAUCCGGAGCACAGCAGACCAGGCCAGCCGGCAGCGUAAAAUGUCCAAUAGACCUGGCUCGUCUAGUUCCUGUUCGCAACACUAUGCCGGUCUGUUACUUGAAGUACUCGUGUAUCACAACACCUUACAAGUUAAUUAUGAAGUCACCAAUGCAGGCAAGGUUGACUAUGUACAUGUUCACAAUUCCAGUCUGUUAUAUGACCGUAUUGCCAUCAGGGAACGAUGAUGCAAGCUACAGCGAACGGCCUGGAGAUACCUAGUGCAAGAGUAGGCCUGUUUGAUUUUCGCUAGCUUCAGUAAAAAAAUCUGUGUACAUGACGUGCAUGUCCGUAGGCUGUUCUAAAGUGCCGACGUGGCUGUCAUUGUGAUAGAACAGCAAAUUCAAAGUAGAACAUUUUCAAUAUGAAACUUGAUGCUGCACCCACUGUGUUAGUUUUGGUUCUGAAUGUAGCUUCAUUACCACUUGCUGCUUUUCUGCCCUCCAGCUCUGUGGGAUAUUCCCUUCCCCUCGAUCCUCCCCAUAAGGCUAUUACUAGCCCGAUAAUGUAUUUUUAAAUAAAU